CACUACUUGAAAAAAAAAAAAAMAAAAUCUGAUAAUCUUCUGGAGCAGUAGAGAAAGAUUUGCAAAAAUAAUCAGCAAGUGCUUCUCAGUCAAGAUCAUAGUUACUUAAUUGUUAUAAAAAUCUAAGUGAUAUAUCAAAAAUGGCUCUUUCAGUAAUGCUGCGUAAUGCCGGCAAAUUGAAUGUUGUAGGACUAGGUAAAACGGCCCUAUCYUUGCCCAUGAAAACUUUGACAACAAAGAGUACUCUUUCUGCAGAAAGUUUGAAGACUUUAACUAAACUGAAUAAUGCACAGUGCUUGUCAAGAAACUUCUCAUUAAGCUCUCCUAAGAUGUCUGCAGCUAAAGGCAAUCACACACCUUUAUGGACCGCUGAACGCCUGAUAUCUCUUUCCCUGCUGGGUGUUGUUCCUGCCGCUUUUAUYUACCCUUCGCAAACGCUCGAUGCUCUACUUGCAGUUUCUGUAGUCCUUCACUCACACUGGGGUGUGGAGGCCAUAAUUACAGAUUAUGCUCGCCCGCAAGUGGUUGGACCACUCUUACCAAAAGUCGCCCAUGGUGCCUUGAUAUUACUGUCUAUUGCAACCCUUGGUGGACUUUUCUAUAUCAUACAAAAUGACGUCGGAAUUGCCAACUCCAUUAAACAGAUUUGGAAGAUCAAGCCUGCUGGAUCUGGUUCAGCUGUUGAGGAAGCGAGCUCUAAAUAAUUGCUGUGUUUUUUUCAAUUCAUUUCAUUCAAUACGUUACAUUAGAACASUUUAAAAAUUGUAAUAAAUUUACAUCGUUAUGUCAAACAGGCCUGCAACACCUAGAAACGUAAAAUUUUGAUAUUUGUAUUCGAACCUACAUGAAAUGUAACUAAUGAAGAAGAAAAUCUGUUACUUUUACGAAAUUUAAGUGUAUUAAAUGCAGUUACCUUAAUACAAUGGUAAACCUAUGAACAAUGAAAUAAAAUUAAACAUCAAUGUUGA
Molecule: messenger RNA, 968 nt
Organism: Bactrocera latifrons
Lineage: Eukaryota; Metazoa; Arthropoda; Insecta; Diptera; Tephritidae
Gene: SdhD
Product: succinate dehydrogenase [ubiquinone] cytochrome b small subunit, mitochondrial
Exons: 4
Coding region: 141-704 (187 amino acids)
Biological process (GO): mitochondrial electron transport, succinate to ubiquinone; tricarboxylic acid cycle
Cellular component (GO): membrane; mitochondrial envelope
Molecular function (GO): heme binding; ubiquinone binding
Source: RefSeq, a predicted model, not a curated record